Messenger RNA from Ziziphus jujuba (common jujube), 453 nucleotides. Its product is annotated as probable E3 ubiquitin-protein ligase RHA4A. Bases 1 to 453 code for a protein of 150 amino acids. Gene Ontology annotation, biological process: protein ubiquitination. Gene Ontology annotation, molecular function: ubiquitin protein ligase activity. NCBI's taxonomy places the organism in Eukaryota, Viridiplantae, Streptophyta, Magnoliopsida, Rosales, Rhamnaceae. The transcript has 2 exons. Gene Ontology annotation, cellular component: cytoplasm. The record is from RefSeq and is a predicted model, not a curated record.
AUGAAGGCCUUGUUGUUCCAAUUUCUUCAUGCCCUCUUGCUCCCCAACUACACACGUCUCUCUUCUUGCCCAACCAUCUCCCUCAACACCCUCCCUUCUGCUACAUCUACAUUCACAACUUUCUCUCUCAAGCUUCUGGGUUUCCCCUUCCACACUCCGUCACUGAUCGUCUCGCUUCCCAUGUCUUGGCCGCCUCUUUGGAUAUUACCAUCGUCACCUCGUUCAACGGGUUCAAAAGCUCGCACUCGAGCAGUUGAUAGAUUAAGGAGGACUACCCAUGAAAGAGUGGUUGCAGAGAAUGAAGAGCUGGGUGGUUGUAGCAUCUGCUUGGAGGAAUUCAGUGCUCGAAUUGAGUUGCUCCAUUUUGGUUGUAAACAUCUUUACCACCAAAACUGCAUUGCUAAGUGGCUGGAAAAUCAAAAUUCCUGCCCUCUGUGUAGGCGUCCAUUGUAG